CUUACUUUGUAGUACACUCUUAUUAUUUGUUAAUACCGAUUCACCCUUUGCUAUUGCGUAAGAGAACGAGAAAAGAACGGAGCUCGCCGCCUUCACCUUCUCUCCCCGCGGCGGCGCAACCACGUUUCCGGCAACACAAUCAAUCCUUCUCCCCGGAAGCCAUCUGUCUGUUUGUUUGUAAGUAAACCCUAGCUCCAAACAGUACUGUUUACCCUUAACGCUCCAUAUUUUCACCAAUGGCUUAUUCCCGUGGUCGCGAUUUCUUGUUCUGUAACUUGUGCGGGACAAUGCUCGCGGUUUCUUCAACAGAAUACGCAAAAUGCCCUUUGUGCAAAACCAAACGAAACAUAAAAGAUAUUAAAGGAAAGGAAAUAAGUUACACAAUUUCUGCCGAGGAUAUCAGAAGAGAACUUGGAAUUAAUCUACUCGAAGAACAGACAGUGCAAUUGUCUAAGGUCAACAAGACAUGCGAAAAAUGUGGUCAUGGUGAGGCUGCCUUUUAUACCAGACAGAUGAGAUCAGCAGAUGAAGGUCAAACUACUUUCUACACAUGCACCCGAUGCGGUCAUCAGUUUCAGGAAAAUUAAGUUGGAACCAUGUUCAAACAGUUUGUCUAAUUUUGAUAAUUUAUUUUUGUCCCCUUGGCUGAAAUCUACCUCCAUUUUUCACCAAACUUUAAUUUGGAGAGUUUUGUAUGUGCAAGUAGAAGUUUUGAUCCUAUGUAGCUUGUAUAAUUCCUGAAAAAUAUAUAAUCGACAUAGAAAAGUUAUUUUUUUGGUGUUAA
Messenger RNA from Lathyrus oleraceus (garden pea), 784 nucleotides. RefSeq lists its product as uncharacterized. Gene Ontology annotation, cellular component: RNA polymerase I complex. Gene Ontology annotation, molecular function: zinc ion binding; nucleic acid binding. The transcript has 5 exons. Gene Ontology annotation, biological process: termination of RNA polymerase I transcription; DNA-templated transcription. Lineage: Eukaryota; Viridiplantae; Streptophyta; Magnoliopsida; Fabales; Fabaceae. Bases 237 to 587 code for a protein of 116 amino acids. The record is from RefSeq and is a predicted model, not a curated record.